Messenger RNA from Ochlerotatus camptorhynchus, 1596 nucleotides. RefSeq lists its product as uncharacterized. Bases 1 to 1596 code for a protein of 531 amino acids. NCBI's taxonomy places the organism in Eukaryota, Metazoa, Arthropoda, Insecta, Diptera, Culicidae. The record is from RefSeq and is a predicted model, not a curated record. Gene Ontology annotation, molecular function: nucleic acid binding. The transcript has a single exon. Gene Ontology annotation, biological process: DNA integration.
AUGGCAUACGUUCACCGUUUCACCAACAACUGUCGCAAUGUUCGCCUUAACACCAAGGUUCUUACGAAGAAGGAGCUGAAAAUGGCCGAAAACUCAAUUUUCCGACUAGUUCAGUGGCAAUCCUUUCCUGACGAGAUUAUCACCCUGUCUACAAAUCGUUUCCUCCCGUCAGAGCAACAACGACCGUUAGAGAAAUCCAGCACUAUCUACCAGGUCACACCAAUGCUGGAUGAAUUUGGAGUUCUACGCGUGAACGGCAGAAUCGCGGCAGCGCAAUUUGCUUCAACUGAUGCCAAAUACCCCAUCAUCCUUCCGAGGAAACAUCGACUGGCAGCGCUUCUGGUGGAUCACUAUCAUCGUCAACUCAAGCAUGGCAACAAAGAGACCACAGUCAAUGAGAUUCGUCAACGUUUUCAUAUUCUGGAGCUUCAUCGCUCUUUCGUGAAUUUCAUCACAGCUCGGUGCAAUCUUUGCAAGAUACGGAAAGCACGACCGAGCAUUCCACAGAUGGCUCCACUUCCGCAAGCCAGAUUAUCACCAUUCACCCGUCCAUUCAGCUACGUUGGACUGGACUAUUUUGGUCCCUUUCUUGUGAAAGUUGGGCGUAGUAAAGUGAAAAGGUGGAUUGCGCUCUUCACUUGUCUGACGAUACGAGCCGUCUACCUGGAAAUCGCGAGCAACUUGACAACUGAAUCCUGUGUAGCGUGCGUUCGUCGAUUCGUGUGCCGUAGAGGAUUUCCCGUUGAAAUCCACAGCGAUAACGGCACCAACUUUCAAGGUGCAGAGCGAUUACUACGUGAGCAAAUCAAUACCAAGCUUGCGACUACGUUCACCAGUUCAACAACAGCUUGGCGAUUCAUUCCCCCGGGUGUACCUCACAUGGGCGGCGCCUGGGAGCGAAUGGUCAGAUCCGUGAAAACAGCGCUGACGGCAGCCUAUAACAAUGAAAAACUAGACGAUGAUGCUUUGCACACGAUGAUUGUAGAAGCAGAAUCCAUAGUCAACAGCAGGCCGUUGACCUACCUUCCGCUGGACUCUGCGGAGCAGGAAGCAAUCACCCCUAACCAUUUCCUUCUAGGGAGCUCAGCCGGCGUCAAGCAACCAGUCGUGCAGUACGAAGAUAACAACGCACUCUUGAAGCGAUCGUGGGCCAUGAUCCAAGAACGGCUGAACUCGUUUUGGAAGCGGUGGGUACGGGAGUACUUACCCACACUAACUAGAAGAACGAAAUGGUUUGGCUCGGAGAGGAAUGUUGCAGCAGGGGACCUAGUCAUAAUCAUAGAUGAUACCAGAAGGAACGGAUGGACGCGUGGUCGCGUUUUGGAAGCCAUAACUGCUGCGGAUGGCAGAGUUCGGCAGGCGAUCGUUCAAACGAAUGGAGGUAUACUCAGAAGACCGGUCUCCAAGCUUGCAGUUCUUGAUGUGGCCAAGGAAGAUGGAACCAAGGAGGCUCACUGGUUCCACCGGGGGGAGAAUGAUGCCACAAAGACAGACCAGCUGGGAGCCCGGCCACGCAACCGAGCAUUGAAGCUGCGUUCUUCAUGCGUGACGGUAGGACUAACUGUCAACGAUGACAAAAGAAACGACGAACAAUGA